AUGCCCGCUGGCACAAUGUUUUCAAAAUUUAAGAGUACGAAUACAGCAUCAUCAUCGAUGCAAUGUGCUGCCGAUACAAAUCCCAUUAGUCAAUAUUUCGAAAUUGGCAAGCAAGUGGCAUGUGCCGGACCAGAAUUGAUAUGGAAGAUACAUGAUGCCUAUAGAAAAAGUGAUGGAAAAGAAUGUUCAGUUUUUGUUUUCGAGAAAAAAAUUGCAGAAAAAUUACAUAAACCGAGACGAAAGGAAACGGUGACUGAAUUAUUGAAAAGUUCAGUAAAAACAAUGGAACGAUUUCGACAUCCUAAAAUAUUGCAAAUUAUGCACACAGUGGAGGAGUCUGCGGAAACAUUGGCUUUUGCAGCGGAGCGAAUCUAUGCAAGUUUGGCCAAUAUUUUGGCGUUUCACGAAACGAGAGCAAUUGACAAUUUUGUCGUUCCACCCACAACGGGGACCAACCAAAAUAUACAGCUGCCCCCAACACCACAAAGACCAGCGCAUGCAAAGGAAUACCAUUUUCUUGAUAUUGAAUUAAAAUAUGGAUUUCUACAGUUAGUCGAGGCUUUAUCCUAUUUACACUAUUCUGGUCACGUAAUUCAUCGCAAUGUGUGUCCAUCAUCAAUUUUAGUAACCAAGCGAGGUACCUGGAAACUAGCUGGUCUGGAAUUUAUUGAAAGAAUGAAUGAGACUGAUUUAAAUGAUUCGAUACCUUGUCAACCAUGGAGUAGCAGAGUUUCAAAAAUGGCACAACCAAACUUAGAUUUUAUGGCACCAGAAACACAAAUAACCUCAAAAUGCAGUUUACUGAGUGAUAUGUUCUCCUUGGGUUUGGUUAUUUGUGCUGUUUUCAAUAAUGGACGACCAAUUAUACAAGCUGGAAAUUCAGCAUCCAAUUAUAUGAAACAACUAGAAACGUUGGAUGAAUCCGUACAGAAAAUGCUACCAAGAGUGCCAGUGCCAUUGCAAGAAGCGACUUCACGUUUAGUCAGUCGUGAUCCCACCGCAAGACCGCCAGCGCAACUAUUACAAUUGAUUAAGUACUUUGUAGAUCCAGCCGUAAAUGCAUUAAAGUUCCUGGACGUGGUAAAUAUGAAGGAUACUACACAAAAAUCACACUUCUAUAAAAAUACGUUGAUGGAAGCCAUGCCGCUCAUACCGAGAAAAUUAUGGUGGCAGAAUGUGUGGCCAAUGUUACAAGCGGAAAUUAGCAAUGGUGAAGUGCUUGCAGCUGUCUUACAACCUGUCAUCACUUUAAUACAGGAGGCAACACCCACGGAAUAUGAAAAUGUUAUGGCUUCAACACUGAAAGUCAUCUUCAGCUCACCAAAGUCCAUACAGGCAACGGUGACUUUACUUGAAAAUUUACAUUUAAUUAUGGAAAAGACACAACCGGAGGAUGUCACUACAGAUAUUAUACCAAUGUUAUUUUUUGCAUUUGAAAGCUCAACAAUACAAGUACAGAGUGCAGCCGUUGUUGCAGUUACAAACGUUUACGAUAACAUAGAGGAGGCUUCAAUACGACGUAUGGUAUUGCCAAAGGUAAAAUCUGUAUUUGAAAAGAAUCUCGCUGAUCCAAAAAUAGUGCAAAACGUGCUUAUAUGCAUUGAGCGUACUAUGGAUAAACUGGAAAAGGCUCAGGUUAUGGAGGAGGUAUUGCCAUUGCUUGGUGACGUACAUAUACCAGAUCCAGAUAUUGUGAUGCGUACAGUGCGUAUUUACCACAAAAUGUUGAUUGACAAGACAUAUGGCUUAACUGUUGAAACAAUGGCUAUUCAUAUAUUACCCUUGCUAAUACCACACACUGUUAAUCCUGGCUUAAAUUUCGAACAAUAUUGCCUAUUAGUUGAGGUUUUGCAAGAAAUGUUAGAACAAAUUGACCGUCAACAACGUAAUAAAUUGAAAUUAGACAACCUGUCAAUUCCAUCACCAGAACGACAUCGUCCCUUAAGGCAUCAAUUCUCAUCGGAUAAUAUGAAUGCGCCGCCAUUCAAUAUACCAAACUUACGUAUUGAUCAACGUAAAACCUCCAGUGCAGAAGAUAUGGCUAGAAAAAAUUCAGGAGGUUCUGGUAUGUUGGGUGGUUGGUGGUUUGGUGCUUCACCUUCUUCACCUGAUAGUAAUUUUCUACGUGUUGCGAAUGCAUUUCCAAAUCGGCGACUCUCCGAUAACACUUUGAUGACACCAAAAAUACGCAUUGCUCCUUCAUGUGCGUCAUCGCCAGGCGGCACACCUGGCAGUGGUUUGCCAACUCGGCGCCACUCAAGUAUUGGACCUCAAGAGAGACGUGGUUCGACAAUUAAUUUAUCUCCGCCAACUACUUAUGGUUUCGGUGCCCGCGGUAGCUCAGGAUCAAGUCUUUCAGUACCCUCGUCUUCUGCUUAUGUUGUAAGUUUAAAAAACUCAAAAGAGUGCCCCUCUCUAUGA
Teleopsis dalmanni is the source of this 2421-nucleotide messenger RNA. Its product is annotated as SCY1-like protein 2. The coding region runs from base 1 to 2421 and encodes 806 amino acids. The record is from RefSeq and is a predicted model, not a curated record. Gene Ontology annotation, molecular function: ATP binding; protein kinase activity. The transcript is spliced from 17 exons. NCBI's taxonomy places the organism in Eukaryota, Metazoa, Arthropoda, Insecta, Diptera, Diopsidae. Gene Ontology annotation, biological process: protein phosphorylation.